AUGGCUGGUUUAGAUAAACUGGGUAUUCCUGGAGGUGCUGAUUUAAGAGAAGCUUUAACUAACUGUUCUGAUCCGUUAGCAGCUAUUGAAGAAUUUCAAAAUGAGAAUGGAAUCCUUUUACCAUCUUUAAAACCUGCUUUACCAUUUUUAGAUCUUCAUGGAAUCAAGCGUUUUGAAUUUCAUACAUCAAUCUUGGAACAGAUGAUAGAUAAAUUGACCAAUCAUAUUAGGUUAUUAGCUACUGAGGGUGGUGAUGACAGAUUUAAAAAACUUGAAUCUUUACUGGAGAAAAGUUUUCCAGUCAUAAAGUUAAAAACUGUGCGACCAGUUGUGAUGUGUAUCUUAAAAUAUCUACCAGAAAUCAAACCAGAAUAUCUGAAAAUUAUUUUUGAAGAUAAAGAACUAUAUUCAGAGGCUGCUACUGAAGUCAAACGACAAAUAUGGCAAGACAAUCAAUCUUUAUUUGGUGAUGAAGUCUCACCUCUUUUGUCUCAGUAUAUUCGAGAAAAAGAUUCAUCUCUACUGAGCCAUGAAAAUAAUUCUUUAACAUUUUACGUUCCAAUGCCGAAAGCACGACGACAAGGGGAAGUUGUUCAAAAACUCGUUCACAUGAUCGGCAAAAAUGUAAAAUUAUAUGACAUGGUCUUACAGUUUUUAAGAACUUUAUUUUUACGAACUAGAAAUACUCAUUACUGCACAUUACGAGCUGAGUUGUUGAUGGCCAUCCAUGAUUUGGAAGUCAAUGAGAUUUGUUCUGUUGAUCCAUGUCAUAAAUUCACUUGGUGUGUAGACGCUUGUAUCAGAGAAAGACUAGUAAAUGCUAACAGGGCCAGAGAACUUCAAGGUUUUUUAGAUGGUCUUAAGAAAGGUCAGGAAUUUGUUUUGGGUGAUUUGUCUAUGAUAUUAUGUGAUCCGUUUGCCCUGAAUACAAUUUCUCUAUCAACUAUGAAAGUUUUACAACAUUGUGUCAACACGGACACUCUACCCAGGGAGAACAUAGAUCUUCAAUUGUUAAUUCGAAUGAUGGCACUGGGCCUUGGUGCCUGGAACAUGAUUGAUAGCCAAUGUUUUAAAGAACCCAAAUUGGAUGCAUCUUUAUUUACCAAGUUUAUACCAAUGAUAGUUGGUAUGAUAGUUGAUGAUCAGAUUAGAGUCACAGCCUCGAGGUUAUCUGAGGAUUUUAACCCUGCUAACCUACCAGUUAGAUUACCAUCAGAGCUAUAUGCUGAGUAUAUUAUUGAUAGCUCUAUAGCCAGUUUAUUGGCUAUGUACUAUUCUUUACAAGCCCUCAGAUUAAAGGAUCGAAUCGCUGCCUGUCAAAUCAUACCAACUUUGAUGCAUUGUGAAAACGACCGAGCUUAUGAAGACACGUUUCUUCAUCCGUUUAUCUCCUACUUGAUUCAAAUGCCUGAAGAAUUUGCUUAUGAAGAUUUCACCUCUGUUGUUUUAGAUGAUUUUCUAUUGCCAGCAGUAUCACGAGAGAGUGUAUUAAGACAUUUAUUACGAGUGUUAUGGUAUGUUCAUCAUAAGAUAUCACCAGUUCGAUUAGAUAGAGUCAUGACCACCAUUAAACCAUCAAAUGAGCAAAGUGAGGCAUCUCUGAGUGUUUAUCAGCAGUUAUCAAUGAAGAUAUCAUCCUACACCCCCAGUCCUACUGCCCCCCAACAGGAGCUGGAUUCACCCCUCAUGAAUGUACCUGCCCCUACACCAGCCCCUCCAUAAUUCCAUAAAAAUUAUUAAAAUAUAAAUGAUGUAUACUUU
Messenger RNA from Lottia gigantea (owl limpet), 1761 nucleotides. RefSeq lists its product as hypothetical. The record is from RefSeq and is a predicted model, not a curated record. NCBI's taxonomy places the organism in Eukaryota, Metazoa, Mollusca, Gastropoda, Lottiidae. Bases 1 to 1722 code for a protein of 573 amino acids. Gene Ontology annotation, cellular component: NELF complex; nucleus. The transcript is spliced from 6 exons. Gene Ontology annotation, biological process: negative regulation of transcription elongation by RNA polymerase II.